Molecule: messenger RNA, 3348 nt
Organism: Xyrichtys novacula (pearly razorfish)
Lineage: Eukaryota; Metazoa; Chordata; Actinopteri; Labriformes; Labridae
Source: the annotation of a GenBank genome assembly
ACUUCAGUAUCCCGGUGUGUGUCUGUGUGUGUGUUGAGGAAGCGUCAAACUGAAAGUGUUGGACACCUUAGCCUCUGGACAAGUAAGCAAAGUAAGUUCCUCUUGCGCUAAGUUAUAUCCUAAUAUUUUAUUAUAAACACCAAUACUGUUCUGUUACGACAGUUUAAGAGGAUACCUUCAGUUCUUUUGGUUUAAAGCCAGCUAACUAUCUUUCUUCGUGGUGAACAGGUCAGCUAGCAUGCUAACAAACUAGCAUGUUCAUUUAUUGCAGAUUCAUUCAGCUCUGUCUGCUGAUCUUAAUGCUGUAAAACACAAAGGAAACGGACUCUUGGCGAUUUAUACUGUUAAUAGGUGUGAAAAUGUUCAGAAAUUGACCUUUGGAAUUUAGUUUUACAAUUUAUGCACAGUUUUGGGAUAUUGAUUGUCUUUUAUGUGAAGUAAAGAUAAUACAGACCUUUACCUCUGUUUGACUUCAGAUGUUUGAUUCAUGAUGUUUCACCUGUUUGUUUUUUACAGGACAGAUCCAGUGGAGUGAAAAAUGGUAUGUGAUCUAUCUCAUGCAUGUUUAUCUUAUAUCACUGCGUGUUUAUAUUUGUCCUUAUUCUGAUUAUUCUUUCCUCUCUCUUUGUGGUUCAGUCUCGACGGUAUGAUUCCCGGACAACAAUAUUCUCUCCUGAGGGUAAGAUCCACCUCUGUUAGACCACUGGUGACCUAUGUUGAAAGAAAUUACCAUCCAUUUAUAAUCCCAAAUGUCCAGUUUUCUUCUCUUUGCUUUGUUAUAAACUCCUGAUAUGUCCUGUGUGGUAGUAAACCAUGAGUUAGAUUUUAAAGUUUUGUUUGUUUAUCUUUUGAGGUUAAUGCUUUUUGAAAAAUUGAGACAAAAUUAUCUUAUUUGCGCCUUAAGUUCUGUAGUACUUCAAUAAUGGAUGCUGGUGUGAUUCCCAGCCACGGUCCUUUGCCCAAUGGCUUUUCUCACGCUCCACAGUUACUCUCUCAAGAGAGUUCCUAACUAAAAUAGGUAAAAAUUUCCUCAAAUCAGAGCUUACAAAAUCCCCCAGAUUUUAUUCAUUUGUCCAAUAACUUGCACAACUGCUCUAUGGUCUCUCUUUAUUCAGCCAGUUCGUUCAGAUAUAUGUCCCUUAGAGUUGUCAUUGCUGCUUGCAUAAAAUGAUUCAUAUAACAUUUUAGGUGUGGGUAUUGGCAAGGACCUCACAGUACGAUGCGUAUCAUGAUACAUGUGUUACGAUUCAAUAUGAUAUGAUAUAAUACAGUAUUGCUCAUGAUACAAGACACAUCACAAUAUAGUAAUAAUAUUUCAUGGUAUUUAAUAUUGUUUAUCAGUCAAAAACACGAGUUGCUGUAAAUGAGGAUAUUGAUCCAAGGACAAACUUAGUCAAAACUUUGUUUCAAACAAUAAAUACCAUUUUGUUUGACUGCAUAAGUGCUACUUAUGCCAAUUUGAAAAAAAAAAUGAUACUUGGUAAAUGUGACGAUAAGAUUUAUCGCCAGACAAAAUAUUGCGAUACUAUGCUGCAUCGAUUUUUUUCUCCUAGCCCCAUUAUCUUUGCUGCUGCUGCAUUUUACAGGACGCCUGUAUCAGGUGGAGUACGCCAUGGAAGCAAUUGGUCAUGCUGGAACAUGUCUGGGGAUUCUUGCUAAUGAUGGAGUGCUGUUAGCAGCAGAGAGACGCAACAUCCACAAACUACUCGACGAGGUUUUCUUCUCUGAGAAAAUCUACAAACUCAAUGAGUGAGUGAAAUAAAACUGUUUCUUUUUCAGCAAGUGCAUAAUUCUUAUCAUACAGACCGUAGAAGCCUCUCCUUUUUACUGUGUGUUCAUUCUUGUGUGUUAAUUUCUAUUUCAGUGACUUGGCUUGCAGUGUUGCUGGAAUCACAUCAGAUGCAAAUGUUCUCACAAAUGAGCUGCGGCUUAUUGCACAGAGGUGAGUUUCAGAUACAAGCGCCUCCAAAUGAGGCUGUGGAUAUUUGAAAUUGUUUUUUAUUUGAAUAUAUAAAUGAGCAAACCAAAAAUUUUUCUUCAGAUAUUUGUUGCAGUACCAGGAGCCGAUACCCUGCGAGCAGUUGGUGACAGCUUUGUGUGAUAUCAAACAGGCAUACACACAGUUUGGAGGUAUGAUGUUUAACUGUCUCCUUGUCAAGAUUAUAAUUCCCCUGCUGGUAAUGGAUUCAAACAGGCACCAAUGUUUCUCUUGAGAAAGCAAUGGGAGUGUUCUUUCCUUUUGUAUAAACACACAGUGGCAUUUUGUAACCGCUUUGUGGUUUAUGUAAACAGGCAAGAGACCGUUUGGUGUUUCUCUGCUCUACAUGGGCUGGGACAAACACUAUGGCUUCCAGUUGUACCAGAGUGACCCCAGUGGCAACUACGGAGGCUGGAAGGCAACCUGCAUCGGCAACAACAGCACUGUAAGUCUGAAAGGAUGCAUAUACAGCGAAUCAGUGAGAUGACUUUAACAUGACUCCAAUUAGUAUUAUUGGCUGUUUUGCACUUGUGGUUUGGAUCUGCUGAUAAUGUUGCUGUCUGUAUUUAUUUUAUUUUAUUACAAUGCAACACUUGCGCCAGUAGAGUCAGUCUAGUGCAAAAUUUUAGAUAUCUGAGCUAUUUUCAGUUAAAUUUAGAGGUUGCAAUAAUAAAUUAUCUAUCAUGGAUAUUCGUCCAUAUCAUCUUCAGCUGUGGGGUGUUUCAUGUGUUGACUUGUUUCACUCCAGGCUGCAGUGUCCAUGUUGAAGCAGGACUACAAAGAGGGAGAGAUGACUCUGUCGUCUGCUUUAGCUUUGGCUGUCAAAGUCCUCAACAAAACAAUGGAUGUCAGCAAGCUCUCAGCAGAGAAAGGUGAGGUUCAGAAAUGCUUCUACAGUAUUGUUAUUGGUUUACUGCAAAAUAAAAACAUGAGUUUGUAUUGUUUGUCCAUUUACUAAAAUACACAAACUCAAACUUCACUCUCAAACUUUCAAACGUAGAAAAUUCUCCUUUUACAGUAGACAUUUAAGUUGAAUUUACUACAACAGUUAUUGUGGAUAAUGUUUUUUUAACUACCUUUUUGCAAAAGAUCUUUUAAGUCCAUCUAUACUAUUAAAUAACAAAGUUUUACAUUUUCUUCACUGCUUUAGUGGAAAUUGCCACCCUGACAAGAGAGGAGGGGAAAACAAGAAUCAAAGUGCUGAAACUGAAAGAAGUAGAGGAGCUCAUUAAGAAGCACGAAGCGGAGGAGGCCAAAGCUGAGAAAGAAAAAAAGGAGAAGGAGCAGAAGGAAAAGGACAAAUAAACACAGUGACAUUUUCUUCCAUGUAUUCUUUUGUAUUUUACAUUAAAAGUCAGAAUCUAUUGACA